AUGUUGCGAACGGGCGCGUCACGUCUGGCGCUGAGGACGUUCCCAGCGCCAGCUGUUCGCGCAGCUCCCAUCUUCCGCAUCGCAAGUCCAGCAGCAAAAUGGGCUACCCAGUUCAGCUCAGUGGCCUCGAAGCGCCCGCAAUUGUCUCAGUUGGCCCAGGUCAAGCCGGCAAGGGCUGUUAUACUCCGCCGUGCGCUAUCGGAAGACCGGAAACAGGCUGAGGCCAAAUACGCCAAAGAGGAGAUCAAGCCUACGCCAGAGUUGGUCUCUUCGACCUCCAGUAUCCAUCCAUUCGUAGGAGAAGUUGGUGGUGAGCCCGCACAUCAGGAGGUAGACAUGAGCGCUGGCAUCAAGUCAGAUUUGAACACGAUCAGAGAGACCUUCAACUUGAGCGAAGUCCCGCGUCAAGCAUACUACAUUGGACUUGCUGGAGUCUUGCCAUACCUUGGGACCUCACUCUCCACCGUCGUCUGCGCGUACGAGAUCAACCACGCUGUAGCCGGGUACGGCUAUCUCAUGUCGGCAAACACAGCUACUGCACUUCUACACAUCCUUGAACCAUUGCAGGUUGGCUACGGCGCUGUGAUUCUAUCGUUUCUCGGCGCAAUUCACUGGGGUCUAGAGUUCGCUGGCUACGGUGGUCGCCAUGGAUAUAGUCGCUACGCCAUAGGAGUCGUCGCGCCCGCAGUCGCAUGGCCAACCGUGUUGAUGCCCGUAGAGUAUGCUCUGAUCACCCAAUUCUGUGCAUUCACAUUGCUGUACUACGUUGACACGCGCGCAACGUACCGGGGCUGGACUCCUCCGUGGUAUGCCAUCUAUCGAUUUGUCCUCACGUUCAUUGUGGGAACGAGUAUUGUGGUCAGCCUCAUUGGCCGAGGAGAGGUCUCUGACACAGUUGGGAGGAUGCCAGGUGCUGUGGACAGGAUGAAGGCUCUCGGAGGCCCCGACGCACAAGACGCAAUGUCCAGGGAAGAGGAAGGCAUUCGCGCUCAGCAAGAACUGGCUGGGGAGGGCAGCAAGUCCAAGGGCGAGGAAGAUUCCGAGGAUGAUUCCGAGGUCAGCGACUAG
Paraphaeosphaeria sporulosa is the source of this 1068-nucleotide messenger RNA. RefSeq lists its product as uncharacterized. Bases 1 to 1068 code for a protein of 355 amino acids. The record is from RefSeq and is a predicted model, not a curated record. The transcript has 3 exons. NCBI's taxonomy places the organism in Eukaryota, Fungi, Ascomycota, Dothideomycetes, Pleosporales, Didymosphaeriaceae.